AUGACCAUCGCAGCGACAUACACCGCGCCAUCAUCUUCAUCCAGCCACGACAACAACCUAACCGACAAGGAGCCGACUACACAUGACCUGCUCAGCUCGCUAGGACUGAAGAAGUUGAGGAUACCAGCUGCCCAUCACAGGAAAAGGCUGGCCGAGCAAGGCAGGAGACACGCCAGCGGCGACUCCAGAAUGUUCGUCAUCAAACUACCGCCAAACACCAGCUACUACAGCCACGCCGAGCCUGCCCCAGCUGCGGCGAGAACUCUCCCACUCCAGAUGACCAGCAAUGGGAAACCGGCCAGGGUAUACCACUGGAAUAUACCCGUCCUCCACAAGAUGGCGAAGAACCGCCCUCAAGCCAGAUUUGAUGACGAUAUCGUUGAUGUAGAAAGCACACCGACUUGGCCAAAAGUCAACCACCCUAACUCCAUUGACGGAUUAGCUUAUUACGUGCCAGCCAAGAAAACCUCCUUCAGGAAAUACUUCUCUGGCAACGGGAAACCCAAAUCUUUCUACAUAAUAGAGAAGAACAAGAAAUCUGCGGAGUACCACAGGCUUCUCCCGUAA
Chilo suppressalis (striped riceborer) is the source of this 567-nucleotide messenger RNA. NCBI's taxonomy places the organism in Eukaryota, Metazoa, Arthropoda, Insecta, Lepidoptera, Crambidae. The record is from the annotation of a GenBank genome assembly.